Molecule: messenger RNA, 2313 nt
Organism: Octopus bimaculoides (California two-spot octopus)
Lineage: Eukaryota; Metazoa; Mollusca; Cephalopoda; Octopoda; Octopodidae
Source: RefSeq, a predicted model, not a curated record
AACCGAUAUUCUUCACAUUUUUAAUAAUUAGGAUAACACGCGACCUACUAGAAGUAAAAUAAAAUAUUUUAUUUUGUUUUAUUAUUUAAUUCAUACAUCUUUAAUGCAAAAAGAAUGAAUUAGUGCUGAGAAUACAACUGAAAUCUCGUAAUUUAUCACAUACACUCAGUUACAUACCCAUGUUAAUUGCAUUGACGUCAGUCACUGAGCUUGUGCAUCUAAACCAAAUGUCUGCUACAAACGUUUCAUAAAUGUACACUGUUCACCUGGUGUGUACUGAAGUGUACAACUCCUGUAUUUCGAAUUUUAUCUUAUCUUGUAUUUUCUAGAAAAUCUCAAGAAGAUAUGGGCAUUUCCUUAUGUUUAGCGAUAUGGAUUGCACUGAUUAAUGUAUCACCUAUACAAUCCACUACAUCACUUAAUCAACGAGUUCGCGUCAACUUGGCACUGUGUAUUACACAAGAAGCCGGAAAAGCUGCAAACGAGACAUUGGAAUAUUAUUGUAAAAAAAAUGUAUCGUUGCCCACUAUAAACUGCCGUCACUUUACUAAAUCUAUGUCAAAUAAAUGGAACGCAAUAUUUCCGAAAUUGUACUUUUACGCAGAUAAUUUGACUAAAACUUUCACACUCCGGUCGGCUGUGAUGUCAUUGUAUAAACCACUCAGUAUAUAUUCUGUACUGCUCAAGAAUUAUAAGCAAAGAGAAUAUGAAGUUCUGUGUGCUCAUGCUUUGUGUUUUGAAAAACCCUGUCCUUAUCCAGAGGCGUGUUCUAAAGAAACUCCACCAUCAGAUGGUAUGCACUACUGCCACUUAAGAAAGGCCAGUGAUUGCUUGACUGAGCUGGUUAAUCAAUUGUCGGUACAGAUUACCUCCAAAGGUGACCCAGAGGAGACACUAAUUCUAGAUGAGGCACUAGAUAUAGAUGAGACACUCCUGAUCCCGAGGUUUACUUCAGGAGUUCAUCGCCAGUUGUAUAUCAUGGCCACAAUGCAAAAGCUUGUAGCAGAUUUGAGCAACACUGAAUACUUACUGGAGUUUAUACUUUCGUAACCUGAAUGUAUUUUAGCACAUAUUUUGGCACGCACGCAUGCGCGCGCGCGCACACACACACACACACACACACACACACACACACACACACACACAGACUCACACACAGACUCACACACACUCACACACACACACAUCAUUUAAUAUACACAGUAUUUAAAAGAACUACUGAUAGUUUCGUGCUUUAGAGAUACGAUAUAUUAGCGGAAUUAUAUAACAUGGCACCUAUCUCCAAGCAAUCUUUCAGGCCAAGUGCAUAUCGUUAGAUGUUUUUAAAAACCAGGACGUUGGUCUAUGAGAAAACAUGAGAAAUGGAGGACACUAAAUGCUCCGCAUUGAGUAGCUAUCCCCAAAACUGACCUCCUUUUUGAUAUACUAUUCCACACUUGCUAGAUUAAUUAUGGUUUCUACUGACAUAGAAGACAAAGAGUUUGGUAGUCCUACUUUUCUUUUCCUUCUUCUUGUUCCACUUUUUGCAUCAACCUUGUUCGCGUGUUUCUUUCUUUCUUUCUUUCUUUCUUUCUUUCGUUUUUCUCAUAGACCAGCGUCCUGGUUUUUAGAUACAUCUAACGAUAUGCACUGAGUAUGAAAGAUUGCUUGGAGGUUCAUGGCAGGUUAUAUAAAUCUGCCAAUCUAUUGUAUCUCUAAAGCAUAAAACUAUUAGUAGUUUUUUUCUAAAUACUGUGUUUAUUAAAUGAUAUUUAUCUCUCACUGGAUGGAAUACAUUUUACUCAUCUUACCGAUGUAUAUAUGUAUAUGUGUUUUAUAUAUAUGUAUGGGAGUAAAAUCUAUGCAUGUAUACACACACACACACACACACACACACACACACACACACACACACACACAUAUAUAUAUAUACCGUAAAAUCCCAUGCUAUUUACGCACUUUUUUCACAAAAAUAAAAAUAAACUUUAGGGGUGCGUAAAUUACAUGAAUUUUUUAAUUUUUUUUUUUUUAAAGACUCACAAAACGAAAUCAUUCGUACUAGAAGUUGACUUAUUUAAUGUCAGAAUAGGCUUUUAUAGAAAAAAUAGCGGCUUAAAUAUAAUAAAGUUGACUUUUAUUUAUACUGGACAGUAUAAUGAUUAUUUUUUCUGUAUAAAUUUACUAAAACCAUUAAAUGGUUGACUACUUUUUAAAGUCUGACGUUCAUGCUGAUAAUCACGGUCCGAGCCAUAUUUCACAUAUUUUACUAGGUUGAGUAAAGUGUCAUCCAAAUUGAUGUUUAUUGGUAAUUAAACUUAAUUUGCAACAACUGUG